Molecule: messenger RNA, 526 nt
Organism: Brassica napus (rape)
Lineage: Eukaryota; Viridiplantae; Streptophyta; Magnoliopsida; Brassicales; Brassicaceae
Product: protein DETOXIFICATION 19-like
Exons: 2
Coding region: 44-526 (160 amino acids)
Biological process (GO): transmembrane transport
Cellular component (GO): membrane
Molecular function (GO): xenobiotic transmembrane transporter activity; antiporter activity
Source: RefSeq, a predicted model, not a curated record
CUUCUCAUUCUCAAGUUUCCCCAGCCACUAAAUUUAGAAAAAAAUGCUUCAUCAAGAAGAUUCAGUGACGGCUCCUCCCAUCACGAAGAGCCCCCAACUGUUGGAUGAUCAUGAAGAUGGAGGAGAUGAUAGAGAAAGGAUAAGAUCAUCUUGGGUUCAAAAAGUGAUCAACUUAGAAGAAUCCAAGGCUCAAAUCAUUUACGCUCUGCCAGUGAUAUUCACAAAUCUCUUCAUUUAUUGCAUCCCUUUAACAUCUGUGAUGUUUGCUUCUCACCUGGGCCAACUCGAGCUCGCUGGUGCAACACUCGCCAAUUCAUGGGCCACCGUCACCGGUGUUACCUUCAUGAUAGGGUUAAGUGGAGCACUUGAGACAUUAUGUGGACAAGGCUUUGGUGCAGAAAACUACAGAAUGUUGGGGCUUCAUCUAUUGCAUUGUCUCAUUAGUCUUCGCUAUAUUCAUCUCCAUCUUCUGGUUCUACACAGAAUCCGUUCUCCGACUUUUUUUUUUUUUUUUUUUUUCUGCUAA